AACAAAGAAACAAGGAUGAAAACAGCGUGCACAAGGCUGCAUUUAAGACAUAUAUCCCAGAAGUCAAAGAGCAUACAGAAUUUACAACACAAGCAAAAAGAAAUGCAAAAUACACCAAAUUAAAACCUAGAAUUAUGUAUUCAUCACAUUUACCCCAAAAAAAGGGAAACAAAUGGGGUAGGCUGGCAAAUCUGACCACUCCUCCUCAUUUGUGGAGCUGUUCAAUCAGGCCAAGAGGAAAUAUUUGAGGCAUUCUGUCGCACACAAAACUCCAGACCUGCAGCAUCCGCUCAACCUUCACAAAAGCAACAGGUAGGUCACCGACCAUCCUGAUCACAUCUGUCAAAUCUAAGAUACUUGGAUUAAUUUUCAUCUUUGAUGGCAAUUUAUGCUGACUGGUAAAAGUGAAUCAAUAGAGGAAUUUCUCAUAAACAUUUGGUUUAUUCCAGAAAUCUAAGCACGCAGAGCAAAUCAAUGUAUUCCUCCAGCAAUAUCUUGCACGACAGGCGCUCGGAGGACACUACAUCUUACCACUGUGACCUCAUGUUCAACUUGGACACAGCGGGUCUGUCCACCAGCCGCCUUGAUGCUUGCUCAGCUUUGAUUUGUUCCAGCCAGUUGGAAUCAAACCCAUCAGAAGACCACGCGGCGAGAAGGUACCAGUCAUCUCCAGGGUACAAUUCCUGCAGCCAGCGGGACUGGAACCGAAUGAGUGGCCAUCAAGCAAAACGUGAAAGGGUAGAAAGCAUCAUCAAAGGCAUGCAUUGCAUAAAUAAGACGGGAAAUUUGCAAGGAGUGUUAGAUGGAGUGCAGGAAAGCAAGCGGACUCAACGACGGAGUCAACGUCACGACUGGGAGGAAGAAAAAUUAGAGGAGAGCAUGAAUGCCAUGACUCAUGAGACAAAAAUGCCAGAGAAGAACUUCGGACAACUCCACACAACAUUUAACUGUGCAGAAGGAAUCUCCGAAACUAAGGACACCAGUCAGGAAAGUCUGACAGAAGAUUCCUCCGACACACCAAGGUGCAUAACCGAAGACGCCUUCAGCAAGUCUGAGGAUCCCUCGAAUAGAAACUAUCACAGCUGGCAAAAAGUAAACUGCUUCCACUCCAAACCUGCAAAGUUAAAGUUGAUGGCGAAUAUUUUAAAAUAUGAACUGUCACGAGCCGUCAGCCUAAGCGUCGACUCCCUUUUCAAAAGCAUUCCGUUUUUACAGACGAACGAGGAGACAAACACGUAUCAUCCAAAUCUUUUUCAGCAGUCAUUCUCACCUAAAGGCGUUACAAGUUCCAGAAAGGCAGAUGUUCAGUCUGAAGCACUUUCUCUGGUCGUGCAAAAACCUCCACUGGAAAGAACUGACAAGAUACUCGAGUCUAAAUCUUGUGGACGCAAAGCUCCAGUCUUGUCCGGUCAAUACCCUGAGCAACAACGGGUCCAGGUAUCAGAGGAGAUUCACGGCACUGCUCAUCGAUACUACAAAGUUGACAGAGCAAUGUUUGAAACACAAGAUGAACCUUGGAACACAGUCAAAGUGAGAUCCAAAGGAGGCUCAAGAUCUGCCAGAUACCCUCAGACCCAUUUGACUCCAAGGGGUACCUUACUUUGGGAAAACCUUUAUCUCCCUCAAGUGAAAGCGGAGUGUGAUAGCCUGGUGAGGAAUAAUGUGUCCAUUCCAAACGAGGGUCUGACCACAAGCCACCUGAAGAAAGCAAAGCUGAUGUUCUUCUACACUCGUUACCCCAACUCGUUUGUCCUGAAAAUGUGUUUCCACAAUGUACAGAAGAGGGAGGGAAAUUAUAGUCUGAUUGACACAGCCCACAAUGGCAGAGAGUCUGAAAUCUUCUGCAGGUGCCAGGACUAUGACCAGAACCUGAAGGCUGAGGUGUAG
Molecule: messenger RNA, 1887 nt
Organism: Thalassophryne amazonica
Lineage: Eukaryota; Metazoa; Chordata; Actinopteri; Batrachoidiformes; Batrachoididae
Product: prospero homeobox protein 1-like
Exons: 4
Coding region: 475-1887 (470 amino acids)
Biological process (GO): regulation of transcription by RNA polymerase II
Cellular component (GO): nucleus
Molecular function (GO): DNA-binding transcription factor activity, RNA polymerase II-specific; RNA polymerase II cis-regulatory region sequence-specific DNA binding
Source: RefSeq, a predicted model, not a curated record